Bipolaris oryzae ATCC 44560 is the source of this 303-nucleotide messenger RNA. RefSeq lists its product as uncharacterized. The record is from RefSeq and is a predicted model, not a curated record. The transcript has 2 exons. The annotation marks the transcript as partial. Lineage: Eukaryota; Fungi; Ascomycota; Dothideomycetes; Pleosporales; Pleosporaceae.
ACAACGAGUCUCGACAUGGUCGAACGAGGUUUAUGCUCCGAGAACAUCAGAUACGUCCGCAUUGAUGGUAAUGUCGCCCCCAAGAACCGUGUGUAUGCUAUAGAGCAACUUCGCCACAACCCGAAAGUUCGAGUAAUACUUCUUACAAUGUCCUGUGGCGCCUGUGGGUUCAAUCUGACGGCAGCUUCAGUAUUACACUUGCUUCAACCCCAAUGGAAUCCAUCACUCGAAUAUCAGGCGUUUGCUCGUGUACAUCGUCUCGGGCAAACACGUCCAGUGACCAUUUUCAAGUACAUCAUGUAG